CUCCAGCAGAACCACCCGUGCGUUAGGUCGAGCCGAGCCAAAGCCCCCGGUGCUUUGUCGCGGGUUCGCUCGCUCGCUCGCUGUCUCGAUCGCUCCCUCCCUUCCACCCUCCCUUCCUCCCGGCGGCGGCGGCGGCGGCGGCCGCGGCGACGCUGGAGAAGCGGCGGCGAAGAGGAGUGGCCCGGCGCUGGAAGAAUGCUGCUCUGCCGAGGGGGCCGAACCCGACCCAGUCUCCCCACCGUCUAAGCCGCACGAGCCGAGCCCGAGUGACCCAACCGCGAGUGUUGUGGAUCCUGCACCUGAACCGCUGGAGGCGCUGAUUGAUUCGCCCACCGGAGCCUCCGGGCUUCGACAUGCUGGAGGAGCCCGGGUCUCGGCCUUCGCCCUUGGGCCUCGCGGGUCUCCUGUUGUUGGCUUUGUUGAGUCGGGCUCUAAGCAAUGAGAUUCUGGGCCUAAAACUUCCCGGUGAGCCGCCGCUGACGGCCAACACGGUGUGCUUGACCCUGUCCGGCCUGAGUAAGCGGCAGCUGGGCCUGUGCCUGCGCAGCCCCGACGUGACGGCGUCCGCGCUCCAAGGGCUGCACAUCGCCGUCCACGAGUGUCAGCAUCAGCUGCGCGACCAGCGCUGGAACUGCUCGGCCCUGGAGGGCGGCGGCCGGCUGCCGCACCACAGCGCCAUCCUCAAGCGCGGUUUCCGGGAGAGCGCUUUCUCCUUCUCCAUGCUGGCUGCUGGGGUCAUGCAUGCUGUUGCUACAGCCUGCAGCCUGGGCAAGCUGGUGAGCUGUGGCUGCGGCUGGAAGGGCAGUGGUGAGCAGGACCGGCUCCGGGCCAAGCUGCUGCAGCUUCAGGCACUGUCUCGAGGCAAGAGUUUUCCACACUCUCAGCCCAGCCCUAUCCCUGGCCCAGGCCCCAGCCCUGGCCCCCAGGACACGUGGGAAUGGGGUGGCUGUAACCACGACAUGGACUUUGGAGAGAAGUUCUCUCGGGACUUCUUGGACUCCAGAGAAGCUCCCCGGGACAUACAGGCGAGAAUGAGAAUCCACAACAACAGGGUGGGACGCCAGGUGGUAACUGAGAACCUGAAGCGGAAGUGCAAGUGCCAUGGCACAUCAGGCAGCUGCCAAUUCAAGACUUGUUGGAGGGCAGCUCCAGAGUUCCGGGCCAUCGGGGCAGCGCUGAGGGAGCGGUUGGGCAGAGCCAUCUUCAUCGAUACCCACAACCGCAAUUCUGGAGCCUUCCAGCCCCGCUUACGUCCCCGGCGCCUCUCGGGAGAGCUGGUCUACUUCGAGAAGUCUCCUGACUUCUGUGAGCGAGACCCGACUGUGGGCUCACCAGGCACCAGAGGCCGGGCUUGCAACAAGACCAGCCGCCUGCUGGAUGGCUGCGGCAGCCUGUGCUGUGGCCGUGGGCACAAUGUGCUCCGGCAGACACGAGUGGAGCGCUGCCACUGCCGUUUCCACUGGUGCUGCUACGUGCUGUGUGAGGAAUGCAAGGUCACAGAGUGGGUCAACGUGUGUAAGUGACGUGAGCCGCACCUUGGGACUAAGGAAGAACGCUGUGUGAUGGGUACGCCUUUUCAACCCUUUGCUCUGAUUUCUGUCCAGGGUUAAUCAUGGCCCCUGGAAGCUCAAAGCACCUACCUGGAAACAGCUUUGGCGGGGAGUAGGGUCAGGUGAAAUCUGUGAUGAACAGCCUUUGGUGGGGAAAGAGGUCACCAUAUUCUGUUCUUAAACACGCGAAUGGACUGAGAUGCAGUGCACUGUAUUGUUCCCCUCUUCUGAACCUCUGGGGUCUCUUGGGCCCAGAUUUAUACUCCUUUAGAUAGGGAGGCUAUCAUCUGACCACUUGUCUUCCUUGAAGAAUAACAGCAGGCAUCGUGUGGAGUCAUUAAGACCUGGGUAGAAGGAGAUCACCUCUUCCUAUUUGUGGUUCUCAAACUCCUCCACUACAAACCAGAACCUCCUUAAGGAGAUGUUUUCGGUUGGAAAAGGACAGAAGACUGCAGGGAACUCUCAGCUGUCUGUUCAGGCUCUUAGGGAAUCCUUCUCCUUCCAGUGGUUGAAAGGGUCCCUCCAAAGGAAAGAAAGGUCUUCGCUGUGACCCGUAGAGGCUUUUCCCUUCUUCAGCAGAAAGGGUGGGGAUGGAUAAUUUAUUGUACUGAGACAUGUUCUUGGUUCCUGUUUGAAACUAAAAUAAAUUAAGUUGCUGGACUGGCUGCUGGCGGAUGCAGAUGGCGGUGUGUCUAGCCACACUUGGGGUAGCAGCCUGUGGUUUUGUGUUUGUUUUGUUUCCCAUGUGAAGCCUGGACUCCUGUACUCAGUGACUUUCUAUGUGUAUCCUGCUGACUUCCACGAAGGAGUUGGAAAGAUGCUCUGUGACCGAGUUCAGAUUCUCAGUCUGUAAGACCAAGGUGGGCUUCUGGGUGGGAGGACUCACAGAUCCAAGUGUACACAGAGCCUACUCACCCUGAGCCCUCAGCUCUGGGCAUCUCCUCCGUCGUUACUUAGAACAAAGGUGGGCAACCCUCUUUAGCCUGCAAAGGGCUGGAUGGCAGAUACCCGAGGCUAUUUAUACUGUGGUCUUUAUGCCAUCUGCUCACCUCUACCAUAAUUACUCAAUUCUGAUGUUAUAGACCCAAAAUAGUUAUGGGCAGGGGGAUGGACAAAAGCAGACACAGACCGCACUUGAUGGAUGGGUGUAGCUGUGCUCAGCACAGUCACAAACUGGUCUGCAGGCCCGGCAUGCUCCUCUGGCUGUCACUCAUUGACCCCUCCCCUCUGCAAGGUCACAUCUGCUCUGGGAGUUUCAAGUCUUAAAUGUUGUGUGACGAUGUGCGUGAACUUAGAAGAGCAGGUACUGUUGUCUCUGAGUCCGAGCCAGACUUGGGGAGGGUGGCGGUACAUGCAAGGCCCAUGGGAAAAUAACGAAAGGCAUGCCUAUCUCAAAAUGCAAAUUAUAUCCAUAGGCUGCCCUCAUUCUCCUGAGUACUGGGGUUGAUCAUGGGUGGGCCCUACCAGGCCCAACUAAAAUGAGAUUUUUUUUUCUAGCAAAACUAGCAUUCUCUGCCAUUGAAUUAUCUGCAUAUAUGUUUUGUUCUUUAUUCAUUGUUCUUUUGUAUUUAACCCAAGUAAAGGAAUUCCUUUAUCUUUUCAA
Molecule: messenger RNA, 3153 nt
Organism: Peromyscus maniculatus bairdii (prairie deer mouse)
Lineage: Eukaryota; Metazoa; Chordata; Mammalia; Rodentia; Cricetidae
Gene: Wnt10b
Product: Wnt family member 10B
Biological process (GO): multicellular organism development; cell fate commitment; neuron differentiation
Cellular component (GO): extracellular region
Molecular function (GO): frizzled binding; cytokine activity
Source: RefSeq, a predicted model, not a curated record